This is a messenger RNA of Gilbertella persicaria, 183 nucleotides long. RefSeq lists its product as uncharacterized. NCBI's taxonomy places the organism in Eukaryota, Fungi, Mucoromycota, Mucoromycetes, Mucorales, Choanephoraceae. The transcript has a single exon. The annotation marks the transcript as partial. Gene Ontology annotation, biological process: regulation of DNA-templated transcription. Gene Ontology annotation, cellular component: nucleus. Gene Ontology annotation, molecular function: zinc ion binding; DNA-binding transcription factor activity, RNA polymerase II-specific; DNA binding. The record is from RefSeq and is a predicted model, not a curated record.
AAAGUGACUUUAGCUUGUGUGAUUUGUCGCAAAAAGAAAGUCAAAUGUGAUGGUAUUCAACCUACUUGUUCUCGAUGUCAAUCAAUUGGUAUCUGUUGCCAAUAUUCAGAUCCUCCUAAAAAGAGAGGACCACCUAAGGGAUAUGUUGAAAUCAUUGAAAAUCGUGCACACCGGAUUGAGUCU